Molecule: messenger RNA, 1041 nt
Organism: Micropterus salmoides (largemouth bass)
Lineage: Eukaryota; Metazoa; Chordata; Actinopteri; Centrarchiformes; Centrarchidae
Product: tectonin beta-propeller repeat-containing protein 2-like
Exons: 5
Source: RefSeq, a predicted model, not a curated record
GUGAUAAUCGGAGCCUUGGAGAGCAGUGGAGAUAUUGUUUCAGUGUCUUGUUGUGACAACGAGAUCUUCAUCCUGAAAGGAGACAGAGACAUCAUCCGUCUCUCUAACAGCCCAGAGGGACUGGCCUCCAACUUGUCCGAGCUCUCUGUCCGCCUGUCCUCUCCUUUGGCCACACCCACCGUCCUCCCACCGAUGGGAUCAGUGGAAACAGCUCAGCCAAUCAGAACCAUGGCUAUCAUCGUAGAGGCGGGCGGGAGGGAAGAGGGAGGAGGAGGAGGAGGAGGAUGGGAGAGGCACAGCGAGGAGGGAGAGAAAGAGGACGAGGAGGAAGGAGUGGAGGAAGUGGAGGAGGCAGAGGAGCAGCUGGAGGCGGAGCAGCUCGGCCAGCGGUCCGGUUUGUUCACCACCAGCUCUCGGAGCCGCAGCAGCUCUGUCACUUCCUGGGACAGUCUCCAUGGAAACGCCCCGGUGACCACAUCCUGCGAGCUGAGCUGCAGGCGCUACAGCGCCCCCCUGGGUCAGGGGGAGAUGCUGCAGGAGCUGGUGGUGAAAGCCAUCAGAGUGAAGAAGAAGAAGAGGAGACGACAAGACAGCAGCAGUGGGAACCGUCUCUCUGAGAGCAGCUGUUCAGACUCCAUGUUUGUAGUCCAGGACAGCAGCUGUAGUGACGGAGGAAGUGGGACUCCUCUGAGUGACCAAGCCUCCCUUAUCGGUCUGGACCUUCAGAACCAGGACUCCCCAGAACCAAACCAUGACCAGGACUCACAGGAGAGUCAGGGUAUAAAGGAUGGAGAGGAGUCGUCCCCCAUCGAGUCUGGCUCCCUCCUGCCUCCAGGUUCCCUGCUCCUCCAGGGUCUGGAAGCCUCUGGUCCUGGGGCAGAGGCAGAGGUUGUCCACCGACUCCAGAUGUGGAUCUGCUUGGAGUGCACCUUUUCCUACAUGCACAACGCUGAGGAGGAGGACGGACAGGAGCAGCAGCCAAUGGAGGAGCAGGAAGACGAGUUUCUGAGCCCUCUGAUUGGACCGGAGGAGGAGGAGGAG